AUACUAUUAUCUUCUAGCUUUAUUAGAAAUGGAAAAGAUGGUCAUCAUUACACUGAUCUGUUUCGAUAUUGAUUUGGUUUCAAUAAUUGUCAAGAGUGUACAUUGAUUCAGACGGAAAUUAUACUCAGAGACUAGACUGUAUAACCAUGGAGCAUAUUAGUUUGGAGAAUGAAGCGAGAAGACUGCGUGAGCUCUUCAAAGGAAGAUUUAACCAACGAGACGCCAUACUGUUAGUUACACAUCACGGAGAGAACGCAGCCAAUUAUGUGUUACAAGAAAGUCCAGAAAAUGUUGCUAAAUUUCUUGAAAAGGACCGCACUGUCAGGUUUUCAGAAGAGGAAGUUGCCAGAGUGAAUCGUCUGCUUAUUGAAGGACUGGAGUCGGAAUCUAAACCUCGUCUUUUUGCUUGUCGGAAGUGUGAAAAAUGUUGGUGGAAAAGAGUUCCAACUAGAAAACAGGUAUCAAGAUGUUUCCAAUGUUCCAAGAAAUACGAUCCAGUGCCAGAAGAGGAUGAGUGGGGGCUUGGGGAAUUCGAAUGCCACUUCUGCGGUUACUUCUUUCGCUCAACGGCUAUUAUGAAUAUAACUGAGUGUGUAUGCCAUAAGUGUAAUCAUACUGUUAAAGUAAGUAGAAUUACUCCUCCCAGCAAAAAACGAAGACAGGUUCCCAAUAGACAGUAUCACCACUGCAAUGGAGAAAACUGUUAUGCUCGGUUGACGCUACCCUCAAAAUGUGAUGGAUGUGCAAACAAUGAAAACAAAGACGUGCCUCACAAUGAUGUAGUUGCCGAACCUGAAGCUGACACUUGCAAAUGUUCUAGGAGACCUGAUCGAAGAGGAGGGCUUCAAAGACCAUUCAAUGACAAUGAAAUGGUUCAAAUUCGUGCUAGCGAGCCACAAGGACCAGGCCACGAGAAACAGACAUAUCAAGAUGGUAAUUUUGUAGGGAUGAAGCUUCCUAACAAAGAGCUGAAGACUCGUCAGAUGCAGCUAGACUCUCAUGAGAUUGGCCUGAAGCUGCAAGAGGUUACGUUGGAAGAACUCCACAUAGACCUCGGAAAGCGGGAAGCUUGUAGGGAAGAACAGGGAAUGAACCGCAAGAAGAAACUGGCUUGCCAGAUACAACCGGCAGGAGAAAUGAAGGAGAAACUGGCUUGCCAGAUACAACCGGCAGAAGAAAUGAAGGAGAAACUGGCUUGCCAGAUACAACCAGCAGGAGAAAUGAAGGAGAAACUGGCUUGCCAGAUACAACCGGCAGGGGAUAUGAAGGAGAAACUGGCUUGCCAGAUACAACCGGCAAGAGAAAUGAAGGAGAAACUGGUUAGCCAAAUACAACCGGCAGGAGAAAUGAAGGAGAAACUGGCUUGCCAGAUACAACCGGCAGAAGAAAUGAAGGAGAAACUGGCUUGCCAGAUACAACCGGCAGGAGAAAUGAAGGAGAAACUGGCUUGCCAGAUACAACCGGCAGGAGAAAUGAAGGAGAAACUGGCUUGCCAGAUACAACCGGCAGGAGAAAUGAAGGAGAAACUGGUUAGCCAGGUAAAACCGAAAGGAGAAAUGAAGAAGAAACUGGUUAGCCAAAUACAACCGGCAGGAGAAGUGAAGGAGAAAUUGGUUAGCCAAAUACAACCGGCAGGAGAAAUGAAGGAGAAACUGGUUGAUCAGGUAAAACGGAAAGGAGAAAUGAAGGAGAAACUGGUUAGCCAGGCAAAACCGAAAGGAGAAAUGAAGAAGAAACUGGUUAGCCAAAUACAACCGGCAGGAGAAAUGAAGGAGAAACUGGUUAGUCAAAUACAACCGGCAGGAGAAAUGAAGGAGAAACUGGUUAGCCAGGUAAAACGGAAAGGAGAAAUGAAGGAGAAACUGGUUAGCCAGGCAAAACCGAAAGGAGAAAUGAAGAAGAAACUGGUUAGCCAAAUACAACCGGCAGGAGAAAUGAAGGAGAAACUGGUUAGUCAAAUACAACCGGCAGGAGGAAUGAAGGAGAAACUGGUUAGCCAGAUACAUCUGAAAGGAAAACGUUUGCUCCAUAAGGACGAAUUAGAGCAUGAUGAGCAAGCGCUGAAACCAAAUGAACCGGUUGUUGAACGACCACUUUGUUACCAUCCGUUUUCUGUUCAAUACUUACCUAAAAAGGCUGUGGUUAGAAAAUUUAGUGAGGAACACGAAAGUAAAGCAUCAACUGUCACAACUUGCUUAGACCAGGGUAGUCUGAAGACCGAGCCUCUUCGUGUUGCUUACACUUUGUAUUCUAAGCAGAAAAAACAUAAACAUUAGUUGAAUCACAGGCAGUUCUCAAUCUUGUUCUUUCUCUCCAUCUCUUCUUCUCGCUUUCUCUUUCUCUUCUUUUUAUCUUCCCUUUAUCUCACUUUCUUUCUCUUCUCUAAUCUAAGUUCUCCUUUCAGAUUUUGAAAUCUAUUGUGGAUGAUGUUACUAAUGUCGGGUACCCAUUAUAGACGCGCAGUUCUGGAAUCCCCAAAAUAAAAAAAAAUCCCAGUCUUCACCAGCAUUCGAACCCGGGACAUCCGGUUCGGAAGCCAAGCGCUUUACCACUCAAUCACCUAGCUAACAAUUAAUCGCUAUUAUGAAAUGAAACUGUAUAUGCAUCUAAAUUUCAAAAUUUCUUGUAUAGUCAUGUUUUGGUUUAAUAGUUAUAAAUAUUUGAUAAUGACAUGUUAUAAUUUUGAUGUAUUCUCCUUACAAUGGAAACAAUUAUCACAUGUUUUAAAAUAGUAUUCUUUUAAAUAUAACGAACAAUCCAUCGUGACUUAAUGUAAUUUAUGAUAAUCUGUUUGAUUGUCCCCACUUUCAUUUGAAAUGAGAUCAUUUUUUAAUGCAACUUUAUUGUUUCAAUAUGAUAGUUGUGAUUAAUGUCAGUUCUUUAUUAAAUUUUUUUACAUAAUA
This is a messenger RNA of Biomphalaria glabrata, 2903 nucleotides long. RefSeq lists its product as uncharacterized. Lineage: Eukaryota; Metazoa; Mollusca; Gastropoda; Planorbidae. Gene Ontology annotation, molecular function: sequence-specific mRNA binding; ribosome binding. The transcript is spliced from 8 exons. Bases 147 to 2276 code for a protein of 709 amino acids. Gene Ontology annotation, biological process: viral translational frameshifting; innate immune response. The record is from RefSeq and is a predicted model, not a curated record.